Molecule: messenger RNA, 1056 nt
Organism: Phycomyces blakesleeanus NRRL 1555(-)
Lineage: Eukaryota; Fungi; Mucoromycota; Mucoromycetes; Mucorales; Phycomycetaceae
Exons: 2
Biological process (GO): positive regulation of ubiquitin protein ligase activity; anaphase-promoting complex-dependent catabolic process; positive regulation of anaphase-promoting complex-dependent catabolic process
Cellular component (GO): anaphase-promoting complex
Molecular function (GO): protein binding; ubiquitin ligase activator activity; anaphase-promoting complex binding
Source: RefSeq, a predicted model, not a curated record
CUAAGCCAUAACGAGAGCAUUGCUGCUGCGUGUGGAAUCGUGUCCACGUCCAGUAUUCUGCAGUACCAGAACGUUCCACCAAAGAACAAAAACAAUAAUCCCGUGUUUGAAACUGCCAGAGGAUACUUGAAAGUAAAACCACGAAGAAAUAUUCCAGAAGCUCCAGUCAAGAUUUUGGAUUCGCCUUAUAUGGUCGACGAUUACUAUCUUAACCUGCUUGGAUGGUCGUGCCACAAUGUAGUCGCCGUUGCUCUCGAGCGCAGUGUCUACCUCUGGAAUGCUGAGACAGGAACAGCCAAUGUUCUCGACGAAGACCCCAAACACAUGGUCACAUCUGUAUCUUGGUCUGCCGAUGGCACUCUUUUGGCCGUCGGUGACGAGACCGGCGAAACCCAGAUCUGGGAUGUCUACAGAAGCGAACUUCUUCGCUCAAUGGGUGGUCCGACAUGUCGUGUGGGUGUUUUGGCAUGGAACAAAUGCACUGUGUCCAGCGGUGCGUAUAACGGAGUGAUUUACAACCAUGACGUCCGUAUUGAAAAACAUAACAUAUCGGAAUUCAAAGGCCAUGAUGAAGAGGUCUGUGGUCUCGAGUGGCGUUCGGACGGCGAAUAUAUAGCCAGCGGUGGCAAUGACAAUAUCUUAAAUGUUUGGGAUCCUAGACAACAUCGCAACUCGAUCAUGUCACGACAAGAACACAAGAGUGCAGUCAAGGCAAUCGCAUGGUGUCCUUGGAACCUUCCCUUACUGGCGACUGGCGGUGGACGAGAUGACAAGAAAAUACAUUUCUGGGACGCUACAAAGAACACAAAGUUGAAUACCAUUAAUGCAGGAUCUCAGAUCACCUCCUUGCGUUGGUCUCACCACUACAAAGAAAUCGUCUCUACCCACGGCUUGCCCAACAAUAACCUGACGAUCUGGGAAUAUCCAACAUGCAAUAAGAUCGCAGACAUCCAUGCACAUGAAUCCCGCAUCUUGCACUCUGCCUUGAGUCCAGACGGAGAACUUUUGGCCACUUCUUCGGCUGAUGAGAAUCUAAAAUUCUGGAAUGUAUUCAAG